UGGCAAGACAAAAGCAGCAAAGCGAAGACAACAAAGCAAAAGCAGCAAAGCAAAAGUAACAAGUAAAAGCAGCAAAGCAAAAGCAGCAAAAGCAAAAGCAGCAAAGCGAAAACAGCAAAAAUAG
Racocetra persica is the source of this 124-nucleotide messenger RNA. Lineage: Eukaryota; Fungi; Glomeromycota; Glomeromycetes; Diversisporales; Gigasporaceae. The record is from the annotation of a GenBank genome assembly.